Molecule: messenger RNA, 708 nt
Organism: Mesorhabditis spiculigera
Lineage: Eukaryota; Metazoa; Nematoda; Chromadorea; Rhabditida; Rhabditidae
Source: the annotation of a GenBank genome assembly
AUGGUCUCGAUACAGCAGAGCCCGGGUGCCAAUUGGUGCGGCGGCUCGAUCAUCGACUACGAAUGGAUACUGACUGCGGCGCAUUGCAUCUGCGAGGGCCGUUCGACUACCCUGAUGGAUUUGAGUGGUUGGACAGUGCUGGCGGGAUCGCCUUUCAUCGACAAAGCUGAGGAGGGAUCGCAACGCAUCGCCAUCGAAACGGGAUACCGACAUCCGGAUCUCGUCGUCGGAAACUGGCAAAAUGAUAUCGCAUUGUUGAAGCUAAAAGAAGCAUUUAAAUAUGACUCUCACGUUCACCCAAUCAUGUUGUGGCGCGCCAGGAUGCCCGACUGGAUCCAGGUCAACGUCAUUGGAUGGGGGAAUCAGAUGGAGACACCCAAAGAGGAGCUAGUAUAUCCGUCGCGACUGAUGGGGUUCAUCGGGCAAAUGAGACCCGUCGACAAAUGUGACACCAAGCUGAAACCGAGGACGCGGUGCUUUGAUGGCGGGAAGAAGAAUUCGGGUGCUUGCUAUGGUGAUUCCGGCAGCCCGAUCUCCACGUAUGCACCUGCGCGAAACAAGCAGUCCUACUACGUCCAAGUUAGCCUGGUUAGCCAUGGGAAUAGAGAAAAUUGUGUGAAGGACGCGGAGGCGAUGACGGUUGGCCCUGAAAUUGCGCUAUACUGUGAUUGGAUCAAAGCGGUUACCGGCAAGGAGAUAUGUCUUGAA